Messenger RNA from Fusarium keratoplasticum, 1719 nucleotides. RefSeq lists its product as uncharacterized. The record is from RefSeq and is a predicted model, not a curated record. Lineage: Eukaryota; Fungi; Ascomycota; Sordariomycetes; Hypocreales; Nectriaceae. Gene Ontology annotation, molecular function: N,N-dimethylaniline monooxygenase activity; flavin adenine dinucleotide binding; NADP binding. The coding region runs from base 1 to 1719 and encodes 572 amino acids. The transcript is spliced from 2 exons.
AUGAAUGGUCACACAGAACCUCCCUUUCAGCUAGAUGGCCAGGCCGUCGACGAUGCAAAGCCGAUCCGCGUCUUCAUCAUCGGCGCCGGCGUCUCUGGAAUCGCCCUCUACAUCAGGAUCUUGCAGCACGUACCUAACGCAAAGAUCACCAUAGUGGAUAAGAACCCCGAGCUAGGCGGCACAUGGUAUGAGAACCGAUACCCGGGCGUGGCCUGCGACAUCCCCAGCCACGUGUACCAGUACUCGUUUUCCCCUAACACUCGCUGGUCAAAGCUCUUUGCCCCCGGGGCCGAGAUUCAUGAGUAUGUCAAGGGCGUGGCGAAAAAGUAUGGUGUGGACGCCAAGAUCAACUUCAACACCAGGGUUAUCGGGUUGCAGUGGGUCGAGGAUGAGGGUCUUUGGACUGUCAGGACCGAAGUUACGGCCCCUGGCCAGGCUCCGCGUAUUGAGGCGAGCCAGUCUGAGGUUGUCAUCAGCGCUGUAGGCAUCCUCAACAACUGGAAGUGGCCUGAGAUAAAGGGCCUCCACGACUUUGAAGGCAAGCUUCUCCACUCAGCCAACUGGGACAGCUCAUGGGACUUCCAGGGCAAGACGGUAGCGCUUCUAGGCUGCGGUUCAUCAGCAAUCCAGAUUCUACCUCACUUCCAGAGGAACUGCCCCAAGGUGUACAACUUUGUCCGUGGAGGCACCUGGAUUAGCCAGCCGUUCGGGUCUACCUUUACCGAGAAGAUUCUCGCCAACAGCACCGACCCGGGCAACUACUCGUACACUGACGAGGAGAUCACCCGCUUCGAGCAGGAUCCCGAGUACUACAAUCGAUUCCGCAAGGAGAUGGAGAGCUUUAUCAACAAGGAUUUUCCCAGCCUGUUUCCCGGCUCCGCCGAGGAGCGCGUCUCCACUCAGAAGAUCAAGGAGAAUAUGAAGCAGAAGCUGCUCUCCAAGCCCGGGCUCUACGAGGCCCUGGAGCCGCGCUUCACACCGGGCUGCCGCAGGCUCACACCGGGGCCCGGGUACCUGGAGGCGCUCAUCAAGGACAACGUGGAGCUCGUCAAGUCGCCCAUCACGCGAGUCACAAAGUUCGGCGUGGAGACGGAAGACGGCCGGCAAUAUCCCGUCGACGCCAUAGCCUGCGCGACUGGCUUCGACUGCAGCCACAGGCCUAGGUUUCCCAUCAUUGGCAGAGGGGGCCAUGAUCUCGCCUCUAGAUGGGAAACCCGGGCCGGAGCAUACCUGUCCCACUCGGUCCCGGGCUUCCCCAACUACUUUGUCGUUGGAGGACCCAACUCUGCCACAGGCGGAGGCUCCCUCCUGCUCAUCCUCGAGUCGGUGAUGGGGUAUAUAGUAAAGGCGGUUCAGAAGAUAAGCCGAGAGCACCUAAGGUCCAUGGAGGUUAAGGAAGAGGCGCUUGGUGCGUGGACGACACACAUCGACAAAUACUUUCCGAAGACGGUUCACCUUGACAGCUGCACGAGCUGGUACAAGUACAAUGAUCAGGUCAUCGGGCUGUGGCCCGGGAGUUCUCUGCACGCCAUGGAGACUCUUGCGCACCCACGUUGGGAGGACUAUAGCUACGAGACAGAUGAAAGGAUCGGGAAGCUGGACUGGAUCGGUAAUGGCUGGACCCAAGAGGACGUGAGACGUGGGGACUUGGGCUAUUAUGUGGAUGAGUUUGACGUUCCGCCGGUUCCCACGACCGAGAUCCUAUCUAGGCAGCCAUAG